This is a messenger RNA of Acanthosepion pharaonis, 1350 nucleotides long. NCBI's taxonomy places the organism in Eukaryota, Metazoa, Mollusca, Cephalopoda, Sepiida, Sepiidae. The record is from the annotation of a GenBank genome assembly.
AUGCACAAAUCUGAACCAGGAAAACUGAAAGAUUCAAAAAACGUUUCAAAAAUUGAAAAAAAAAUUAGCUGUUUAAGCGCAAAGAAAUACUCAAGUUGGACCACUGGCUCCCGAAGGACAAUCUCAACCCUCCUCUCUCCUCCUCUCCUCUUCUCCUCUCCUCUCUCCUCCUCUCCUCUUCUCUCUCCCUCCUCCUCUCUCUUCCCUCCUCUCCCUCUCUAUCCCCCUCCUCUCCCUCUCUAUCCCUCUCUCAAAAAAACUACUGCCGAAAUACUUCUCUCUCUCUCUCUCUCUCUCUCUCUCUAUCUAUCUAUCUGUUCGUUAGAGAUGCGUUGUUCUUGUUGUACUUUCCUCUUCUUUCUGUUAGUUAUAGCGGUUGUUGGUCUUCUUCUUCCUUCUUCAUCUUCUCCUCCUUCUCCGCCUCUUCCUCCUACUAUUACUCCUACUCCUUCUUUCUUCUUCUUCUUCUUCUUCUUCUUCUUCUUCUUCUUCUCUUCCUCCUACUAUUACUCCUUCUUCUUUUUCUUCUUCUUUUCCUCCUUCUCCUCCUCCUACUAUUUCUUCUUCUUCUUCUUCUUCUUCUUCUCUUCCUCCUACUAUUACUCCUUCUUCUUUUUCUUCUUCUUUUCCUCCUUCUCCUCCUCCUCCUACUAUUUCUUCUUCUUCUUCUUCUUCUUCUUCUCCUCCUCCUACUAUUACUCCUUCUUCUUUUUCUUCUUUUUCUUCUUCUUUUCCUCCUACUAUUACUCCUCCCCUCCCCCUCCUUCUUCUUCUUCUUCUUCUUCUCCUUCUCCUCCUCUUCCUCCUACUAUUUUUUCUUCUUCUCCUCCUCCUCCUCCGCCUCUUCCUCCUACUAUUACUUCUUCAUCUUCUUCUUCUUCUUCUCUUCUUCCUGCUAUUACUCCUUCUUCUUUUUCUUCUUCUUCUUUUCCUCCUACUAUUACUCGUCCUCCUUCUUCUUCUUCUCCUCCUCCUCCUCCUCCUCCACCUUCUCCUCCUCUUCCUCCUACUAUUUCUUCUUCUUCUUCUUCUCCUCCGCCUCUUCCUCCUACUAUUACUACUACUACUACUUCUUCUUCUUCUUCUUCUUUUGUUUUCUUAACUUAUAUUCUUCUUCUGGGAAGGCUGCUAAUGUACUCAGAUUUCUUCCAUGCACAUCAUUUAGUGUCUCCCAUAGAUAAAAGUCUAAAAAAUACGAUCUAUCUAUCUAUCUAUCUAUCUAUCUAUCUAUGCGCACAUAUUUACAGUGUAUAUAUUGGCACAUGUAUGAAUAUUUAUAUACGAAUAUAUAUUAGAAUGCUUCAGCUUCUCUGCAUUUCCAGAAUGUACGUUUUUUCCUCCUCAUCAUAG